This is a messenger RNA of Ochotona curzoniae (black-lipped pika), 2118 nucleotides long. RefSeq names its product sorting nexin 11 (gene SNX11). Gene Ontology annotation, molecular function: phosphatidylinositol binding. Bases 203 to 982 code for a protein of 259 amino acids. The record is from RefSeq and is a predicted model, not a curated record. The transcript has 8 exons. Gene Ontology annotation, biological process: intracellular protein transport. Lineage: Eukaryota; Metazoa; Chordata; Mammalia; Lagomorpha; Ochotonidae.
CACCGGGGUGCCGGCGACUCACCCGGAAGGAGAAGCCGGGAAGCUGGCUGUGUGCUGAGGUGCACGGGCGGUGUCGCCGUGGGGAGCCGCCGGCGCCGCUGUUGCUCUCAGGAGCCUGCCCGGAUCAUUUGUUGGCAGUACAUAUUGGCUGAAGUCAGUUUUCAUUUCAAGAUGUGUUCUUCCAGCGGGCUUUUGGUGUAGGAUGUCGGAGGCCCAAGAGCAGGAGGAGGUGAUCACAGUACGGGUUCAGGACCCCCGGGUGCAGAAUGAGGGCUCCUGGAAUUCCUACGUGGAUUAUAAGAUAUUCCUUCAUACCAACAGCAAGGCCUUUACUGCCAAGACUUCGUGCGUGCGGCGUCGCUACCGUGAGUUUGUGUGGCUGAGAAAGCAGCUACAGAAGAACGCUGGCUUGGUGCCUGUGCCUGAACUUCCUGGGAAGUCGACCUUCUUCGGCAGCUCCGAUGAGUUUAUUGAGAAACGACGACAAGGUCUUCAGCACUUCCUUGAAAAGGUCCUGCAGAGCGUGGUCCUCCUGUCAGACAGUCAGUUGCACCUCUUCCUGCAAAGCCAGCUCUCAGUGCCCGAGAUAGAAGCCUGUGUCCAAGGCCGCAGCCCCGUGACUGUUUCAGACGCCAUUUUGCGCUAUGCGAUGUCCAACUGUGGCUGGGCCCAAGAAGAGCGGCAGAGCUCGUCUCCCCUGGCAACAGGGGACCAGCCCAAGAGCUGCUGCUUUCUGACGAGAUCCAGCAGGAGGAGGAGCUCUCCCUCGCCUCCUCCCAGUGAGGAAAAGGACCACGGCGGAGUGUGGACUCCUGGUGUGGACUCCGAGGGCCCUUCCUUGGAAUGUCCCAGCAUCCCCGCCCUGUCCGCAUCGCCACACUGUGAUUCUGCAAGAGCUGCCGACGGGAGCACCAUUCCUGCAGGAGGGGACCACGCUGUGCCUUUGGACCCUGGUCAGUUAGAAGCACUUUGGGAAAAGUGAGCUAUGAGCUCUGGCCUGGGCCCUGUUUUAAGGUGCUGAAGAUGCAGGCCAGGGGAUUUGUUUGGUGGUAUCAGGCACGGGGCAGGUAGGGGAGGAGGUGCCUAGUGGCUCGCAGCCACUUCUGCACAGGCUGGCUGCACAGGGGUGGGGGUGUGACCGCUCCCUGCACCUCUCCCAAAGGAAUCUUACUGUGAAGAUGUUUGCAAGUGAAGCACAAGGCCCGGAGGCUGUUGGUUUUCAACAGAGCCCACACUGACCCUCCUGGGGUUGGUUUCUAUGCCCACCACCCCAGGUAACUGGUGGCAGGGCCCUGGAAGAGAGGCAGAUCCUGAUGCCAUCCAGGAGUGCUCCCUUCUGGCCUCCCAUCCUGGCCACCUGCCGUUUCCCUGAAGCCCCAGAGCACUUGGCUUCCGGGAGGCUGGCCUCACGUCUACCUCCUUGCAGGGCCAGCGGACACCACAUGGUGAACAUUUACCCUUCCGCCUACUUGCUGCACCUGCAGUGACACCACCGGCUGGAACUGGUGCCGUGACUGCGCUGCCUGGGGCUUCGAGCACCGGGACCCUGGCCUGGCCAAGUAGGGAGAGAGGUGAUUUGCCAUGGCUAGAAGGAAAGCAAACAGCCGGCAGGCUUGGGUUUGCAAAAGGCUGGCCUGGACUGUCCCGUGUCUCAGGUUUAAGCCGAGCCCUGGCGAUCUUUCCUGCUGGUGAGAGUGGGUUGCUUUCUUUCUCGGUCUUUUUUCCUCACCCCAGGGCUUCCGCUGGCACAGGCGUCCUCUGGGGAGGCUGUGUGCUGGGUCCUGUGGGGAGGGAGGGCUUUGUGUCUGCCUAGAAGAGGGGGCUGUGUAGACAGGGCUGAGAAACUAUGCGUACCUGCCUGCAGACGGCGAGGCGUCCUGCUACCUUGCCGCCAUCCCUCCUCCACCGAGAGCCAGAGCUGCCAGGAGCCUCGGGCACCCUGCGUGGUGCUGGUCUCUGGUUGGGGAGCAAGCUGCUUUGCCCUCUUGCCCACUCCUGCCGCCCCUGGUCAUCCCACCUUAUCUGUGGACUCUUUUUCCUACCAGCCUGUGCUGUGAGAUGUCAGGAUAUUUGGUUCAAGGUUGAGGAGCUUUGGCCUGAAAUAAAAUGCAAAUAUUA